This is a messenger RNA of Saccharomyces kudriavzevii IFO 1802, 984 nucleotides long. RefSeq names its product Rab geranylgeranyltransferase BET4 (gene BET4). Gene Ontology annotation, molecular function: Rab geranylgeranyltransferase activity. Gene Ontology annotation, biological process: protein geranylgeranylation. The transcript is spliced from 2 exons. Gene Ontology annotation, cellular component: Rab-protein geranylgeranyltransferase complex; cytoplasm. The coding region runs from base 1 to 984 and encodes 327 amino acids. The record is from RefSeq and is a predicted model, not a curated record. Lineage: Eukaryota; Fungi; Ascomycota; Saccharomycetes; Saccharomycetales; Saccharomycetaceae.
AUGCACGGUAUUAAAAGGAAAGAGUGGACCAAGGAGUUAUUGAGGCAAAAGAGAGUCCAAGACGAAAGGAAAAUACACGAGUAUAGACACUUAACUGAAGAUGUUUUGAAUUUGAGGGAUGAACAGAUCUAUUCAACCGGAGCCUUCGAGAAAACGUCUGCACUUUUGGAGAAGAAUCCCGAAUUUAAUGCUAUUUGGAAUUAUAGGAGAGAUAUCACAAGCAACCUGAGCUCUGAACUGGAAAUAUCUUUUUGGAAUAAAGAGCUGGCAUUCGUAAUGUUGCAAUUGAAAAAGUACCCCAAAGUUUAUUGGAUAUGGAAUCACAGACUUUGGGUUUUGGAACACUAUCCCACUGAUUUACCCAAGAUUUGGCAAACUGAACUUGCUGUUGUGAAUAAGCUAUUGGAACAAGAUGCAAGAAACUAUCACGGAUGGCACUACCGUAGAAUAGUUGUCGGAAAGAUUGAAAAUAUUACCAAUAAAAGUCUCGACAAGGAGGAGUUUGAAUACACGACAAAUAAAAUAAACAAUAAUAUUUCAAAUUAUUCCGCAUGGCAUCAAAGAGUGCAGAUCGUAAGCAGAAUGUUCCAAAAAGGAGAAAUCGGAAAUCAAAGGAAAUAUAUCCAGACGGAAAUCUCUUAUAUCAUUAACGCCAUAUUUACUGAUGCUGAAGACCAAUCUGUGUGGUUUUACAUCAAGUGGUUUAUUAAAAACGACACUGUUUUCAAAACUCUAGGCAAACGGGAGUAUGUUCAGAUGCUGAGAGAUCUGAGGGAAAAUAUUGUGUUAAUUAAUAAUGAUGAGAUUGAUUUUUCUGGGAAGCAAAACAUUUGGUGCUUGAAGAUUUUAUUAGUUCUAGAAAGCAUUUUGAAGGAAAACGAAUCCCUAACGGAAAGUAACUCAGAGGCGUAUUUGACUCAGUUGAUAGACACUGAUCCGUUAAGAAAAAAGAGGUACCUCCAUCUUUUAAAGGAUCUUAAAUGA